UGAUCGGCAGUGCGCUGUGAUCACCGUUUCCGCGGAGGGGACAUGUACACUGAUCAUCAGGGCACUGAUGAUCAGUGUGCCCUGAUGAUCAGUGUAGCCCCAGCAGUGCCACCUGUCAGUGUCCAUCAGUGCCUUAUGUCAGUGCUCAUCAGUGCCUCGUGCCAGUGCCCAUCAGUGCCACAUAUCAGUGCCCAUCUGAGCUGCCUUUCAGUGUCACCCAUCAGUGCCAUCAGUGCCAUCUAUCAAUGCCAAUCAGUGCCACCUAUCAGUGCCAGUCAGUGCCGCCUAUCAGUGCCAUGUAUCAGUGCUGCCUUUCAGCACCCAUCAGUGAUGCCUGUCAAUGCCCAUCAG
Molecule: messenger RNA, 351 nt
Organism: Staurois parvus
Lineage: Eukaryota; Metazoa; Chordata; Amphibia; Anura; Ranidae
Source: the annotation of a GenBank genome assembly